AUGUCACCAAAAUAUUCCAGGAAUCUUGGUCAAGAGGGAGGGCUUAUGACAGAGCAUCGAAUUAAUCAGGUUGUCCAACAACCAGCUGUGGAAUAUCUCCUAGCGUAUACGGCACCUCUUGCCGGAUGUCCCGUUCCUGUGAAUUUCUUCGCUUUGGAGUACACUCAUUCGAAUGUACAUUUAUGGGUCGGUGGCAACAUGAAACCGCCAGUGUCUUCUUCGAACGAUCCAAUCUUCUUCGCUCAUCAUUCGUUCAUCGAUUUCAUUUGGGAGGCGUGGAGACUGACAAAACAAUCACGUUGGACCAGAGAAUCGGUGUUCAGCCCGGAUUUACCAAGAUGUGCUGAUCCUCAACAUUUUAGUUGGGCUGUAAUGAGACCAUUCAACAACCUUAUCAAUCGAGAGGGUAUCAUUUAUAAGUUCAUGAUAUUUGGACUUUCGAACUUAUACACAGAUCAAUUGUAUCGCUAUGCACCACGUCCAACGUGUACACUACAAAUGCCGACAUGUGACAGUCCAUAUCUGUUCUGCGAUACACUUGCUGUGAACGCACAUUGCGUCUCAAAAAUCAAACUGAACGGUCGAUGUUCCGGUUUCGAAGGUCUUGAUGCUUGCUAUGACGGCGUUUGUCAAAUGGGCUUUUGCGUGCCUGGUCCAACACCACCGCCAUUCAAACGACCUGAACGUAAAACAACGCCUUGUUUCAAUCGAGAUCCAUGCUGUGAACGAUGGGCACUUGAUGGCGAAUGCCGUCGUAAUCGCAACUAUAUGCGAAAGUAUUGUGCAGCUGCUUGCGCUUCUUGUAAACCGUCCUAUGAUAUCGCUGAGGAGUGUGCUGAUCGUCAUGAGUUGUGCUUGAAAUGGAGCGCAGAUAAUCACUGUAAUGGCCGGUCAACUCGUUUCAUGCAAGAAAAUUGUCGAUCAUCGUGCGGAUUCUGUGCCGUUGAGAAGAGCGCAAAUUGUCAAGCGUUCCCAACA
Messenger RNA from Anisakis simplex (herring worm), 978 nucleotides. The record is from the annotation of a GenBank genome assembly. Lineage: Eukaryota; Metazoa; Nematoda; Chromadorea; Rhabditida; Anisakidae.